This is a messenger RNA of Histoplasma capsulatum G186AR, 399 nucleotides long. RefSeq lists its product as uncharacterized. The coding region runs from base 1 to 399 and encodes 132 amino acids. Lineage: Eukaryota; Fungi; Ascomycota; Eurotiomycetes; Onygenales; Ajellomycetaceae. The record is from RefSeq and is a predicted model, not a curated record. The transcript has 3 exons.
AUGUUACCCCACCUCCUCCCCUACCUCGCCCUCACGGCAAUCCACCUGUUCUUAGUAGACUCCGAAUUCGACUUCGACUUCGAUGACGACGGCGACAUUGAUGACUAUGGCCUCAAGCAGCUUAGCCCCAAGGAACUCGAAAAGGCCUUCAGGCUCAUGAGCGAAAUCCCGGACAAGUGCGCCGGUGCCAUUGCCUACUUUAUUGUGGAGAACUGGGGGGUGCUGGCCAAGCUGGGUAGGUUUAAGAAGGCCAUUGAUGAUGUUGGCAGUUACAAGAAUGCUGCGAAACUGCUGCUUAGCCGCAGGAAGAGAAGCCGGAAGAAGAAGGCCUACCAACGCAUGCAGAAACUCGCCGCGGAGGUUAUUGGCGUGGUUGUCAUUCAGUCAUACUGUACCUAA